Physella acuta is the source of this 6949-nucleotide messenger RNA. Its product is annotated as CLIP-associating protein 2-like. Gene Ontology annotation, cellular component: microtubule organizing center; mitotic spindle; cytoplasmic microtubule. Lineage: Eukaryota; Metazoa; Mollusca; Gastropoda; Physidae. Gene Ontology annotation, molecular function: microtubule binding. The record is from RefSeq and is a predicted model, not a curated record. Gene Ontology annotation, biological process: establishment of mitotic spindle localization; mitotic spindle assembly.
UUGUGUGCGUUAUCCAAUUGUGCCUUUUCAUUGCUGCUAUUAUUCCUGUGCAUUUCUCUACGCUAACGUGUGUGUGUGGACUAGUAACCUUGGUGGUACAAAGUGGUGGUUGAAUUUGUUUUACAGUUGUUUUUAUUUUAUGAUAAAUUCUUUUUAGUUCAGGGAUUAUUUUUUUGGUUAUUUACACACUGAAAGUAUUCAAGUUCCCAGUUAAAGUGAAACUUUCUUUUAAUCAAGUAUUCGGAAAUUUGAUUAGAUAAAACACAAUAAUUACAAGAACUAUUUACGAGUGUGUCAAAAGUUUACAAUAAAAAAAAAGUCAUACGGAAGUUUGACGUGUGUGAAGAAGUAUUUCGGAAUGUUCAAAGUGGAUGUGUUUUUCACUGGGAUUUACUAAACCAUGAGCUGGGGUAGCGCGGACAGGUUUGACUGGCGUCCCGAGUCAGCAGCAGGCCGUACAUGGCAGUGAUCCCUGCCGCUUGCCCCACCAGCCCAGCGCCCUAGUGUCCGGCGGCGGCGACAAAUGGAUGACACCGAUGAGGUGUUUGAAACCCAUCACGAUGUCUUGCAGGAUUUGUGGUCAUCGCCCUUUAUGAACCACCGCUCGCCGUUCGAGGAUUAUAAAGAUUUGUAUGAGGAUUACGAUAAGAAGACGCGAAUCCCUGUGUUAAAACAACAGAGAAUUGAUUCCUAUACAGCGCCCUCCAGGAGCAGUGGUAGUUCCAGCCAUGAGGAGCCAGACUUUGACUUCCUCAAACCAACGUCAGGGAAAACUGUCCAAAGAAAACCCAGUUCAGCUUCCAGCUCUUCGGUGCCAAGACGAACCUCUUCCACAACAGUUGAGCCAAAAAGGAAAAGAUCUGCUUCAGCUGGGGGGUCGGGUGCUGUGGAUGAAGAACAUUUCAUCAAGUCAUUUGAGGAUGUCGCCUCAGCUAAGAUUUUCUCCUCGAGAGAUGUCCAAGAACAGAUGAUGAAGAUCAAGGACACUUUAGCAGAUCCCAACAUCACAUGGGAGAAAAGAAUAGACAAUAUAAAAAUGCUACGUUCCUUAUUAUUAGCUGGAGCUGCAGAUUACGAUGAUUUUUUCCAGUCAUUACGUACAUUAGAAUCUGCAUUUAUACUUGUUGUAAAGGACCUACGAUCACAGGUUGUUAGGGAAGGAUGCAUAACAAUAGCGUACCUGUCCCAGCAACUUGGCACCAAGUUUGACCACUUUGCAGAGUCUGUGCUGCCCUCUCUUAUAAACCUCAUUCCCAACAGUGCCAAAGUCAUGUCUACUUCAGGUGUUGUGUGUAUACGAUUUAUCAUGCAGUUUGUUCACACCAACCGCCUCAUUCCUAUCAUCACAAGCAAUCUGACAUCCAAGUCAAAUGUCAUCAGACGCUCCUCAUUAGAGUUUGUCAACCAGAUUCUUCACUCCUGGCCAACACAUUGCCUGGAGAAACAUAUAGCUCUACUGCAGGAUGUCAUUAAAAAGGGGAUUAAUGAUGCUGACUCUGAAGCCAGGGCACACUCUAGAAAAGCAUUCUGGGGGUUUGCUGACCACUUCAAGUCUCAAGCAGACGCCCUUCUUCUCUCCCUGGACCCUUCUAAACAAAAGAUGUUACAAGGUGAGGUCAGCAAUUCAUCCUCCAGCUCUAGUCUCAAUGGAGAUGUCCGGCCAAGGUCUAGGUCACGUGCAGCCAGUGAGGAGCGGUCUGCAUAUGGUCCAAGCCAAGGUACAGCCUCCUAUAAAAAGGUGACUCAAAGAAUCAGCUCUUCCAAAAGUGAUGCUGGGGAUGCAGAUUUGGAUAGUGACCUUGACCCCAUGGCUCGGAGAGAUGUAGGCUAUACACCUCGCAGCCGCACAUACUCUGGCACCAGCAAUGGCAGCACAUCCAGCAAUUACUACAACAACCAGCACUACAACACCAUAGGGCAUAAUAGGCACCGGACCAACACAGGGCCCAAGCAGACUGAUGUAGAGGCCGGGGGUCUCCUGCGCUCCUCCAGUGCCACGGAUGUCAACUGUUUGCGCACCCCCAAGCCCCGAGCCACCCUGCUGACCGCGGCUCGCAUUGCUAAAGGAUCCACCAACUCACUGCCACGCCAAAAAUCUAGUACGUCUUCUGUUAGCUCAGCUUAUGACCUCCUGACCCCAGAGCGCAGUACUAAACCUCGGAUAGGUGUAUCACAAUCCCAGCCCAAUAGCAGAUCAAACUCCCCCUCCUCUACUAGGCGACAGCUAGUGUAUGCCAAACAAACCCCUGCCCGUGUUGAUACGGGACUGGGUCCAAAGCGCACACGGAUACCUGGGUCUCACAGUCAAGGUACUAGCAGAGAGGCUAGUCCAGCCAGAAGCUUUAAAACAGGUCAAGAACGAAGAUUAAGUGGCAGCAGCAAAGUCAGCAGUGGUCGCAAAACUCCAGUGUUAUCACAACGGGUACUGCGCCAUGGCUCUGAUGUGGAGGAUGCUUUACAAGAUGCCUUGUCCAAAGGGCCACAACAAAGACGCUUUGAUCAGUACGACUCUGAUGACGCAGCCAGUGAAACAUCAAGCGUCUGCUCAGAGAGAUCCCACAGCUCCUAUGGUGGGCGCACGUCUGAGUCAAGGGGAAGAACCAGGUCAUUUUCUUCAGGAUAUGGCGUUACAGAGGACAUGCACUCCAUCAUAGCACAGCUGGGCAGCUCUUCACAUUUAGACAGGAAAGAUGGGCUGUUGUCCUUACAGCAUUUACUGCGCAGCAACCGCUGUCUUAGCCGGGUGGAACUUAAGAAAGUCUCAGAGAUGUUUACAAGAAUGUUUCAUGACCCACACAGUAAAUUCACCUUCCCUUGUCCCCAGGUGUUCUCCGUGUUCCUGGACACCCUGAUAGAGCUGGUCUACCUGCAGAGUGCCGAGCUGGGGGACUGGCUCCACAUCCUCCUCCCACGUCUGCUCACCAAGGCAGGGGGGGAGAUGCUGGGCUCAGUGGCCAACAAGGUCCUCAAAGCUUUGGAUGUCAUCAGAGAUUGCUUCCCCUUUGAUCAUCAGUUUAAUACAUUAUCCAAGUUCAUUGUUGAUCAAGCACAAGGACCAAAUUUAAAGGUGAGGGUGUCAGUGUUGAACUACCUACACAGCCUCAUCAUCAGCAUGGACCCUUCAGAUUUCAUCAACAGCAUGGACGCCAGACUGGCCGUCUCAAAGGUUAUAAGCUGGACCAUAGAGCCUAGGAGCCCUGAUGUCAGGAAGGCGUCCCAGUCGGUAUUGAUAGCCUUGUUUAAUCUAAACCCAGCAGAGUUCUCACUCCUGCUGUCUGAACUACCUAAAACAUUCCAGGAUGGGGCAACAAGGAUACUGCACAGUCACAUUAGAUCUGCUAAUGAAGGAACAGCUGAUGUUUUAUCUCCACGUAAUGUAGCUAGUCCACCUGGACCAAAUAGAUCACGACCUCCUUCACGAACUAGUCACGGGCACCCAGAAGAUUUUGAAACAGAAAAUCUGAACCCUGAAGAUAUCUUUAACUCCAUAAAGAAGACCUCAGCAGACAUCCAGAGCCUGAGCAUCAGCAGCAAGCUGGAGCCUUACGAUGAUGUCAAGAAGAAACAUGACUUCACCUCGCAGGACUCCGGCAUCCAGGACCUGCGCAUGGACAGUCCAGAUGGGCUGGACCACAAGAGGGCUUUCUUUAACUAUUCUCAUAAAUCUGGUGGUAGCCUAGGCAACGCCAGCAGCACUCUGGCUGGUGGUCUGUACACCAAGAAUGAGUCGGACAUGUCGGGAGAGGAAGUGAGCAAGAUUCUCUGUGAUGUGCUGGAAGAGCUCUCAAACCACAACGAGAGAGUUGAAGAAAGGAAAAAUGCUAUGCAGUGUUUCCAGAGUCUGGUGGACAAAGGUGCCGUGUCGCAGGAGAUUCUAGAGGAACAUUUCAAGUCUCUGCUCUUGAUAUUGUUGGAGACUCUGGGGGACACCAAUGGAGAUGUCAAAGUGCUGGCACUGAAAUGUCUUCAGAAAAUGUUGCAGCAUUUCCCCAAGCAGUUUGAGAACUUUGCUGAGCUGACCAUUCUGAAAGUUCUGGAGCUCCACAAGGAUGACACCUACCGUGAUCCAUAUGAAAGAAAAAGUAAUAGGCACUGUGUACCCUAUGCUGCAUCUGAAGUAGAAGACACAUUGGUGCAGGCUUUACCUCCUGAGCAGAACUUCCGCAUCUUGACGCCAAUCAUCCAGACCAUGGAAUACCACAUGGCAUGUGGCGCCAUACAGAUGAUGACUAAAGUUGUAGAGAAAAUGCCUAAAGAUGUUUUAGAGGCUUCAUUGCCUAACUUGAUACCUGGAUUGUUUAAGAACUUUGAACACAAAGAGUCCCCUGUAAGAAAGGCCAGCUGCUUCUGUCUAGUGGCCAUCUACCUACGUGUGGAGGAGGCCAUGAGGCCAUUCAUGGAAACUUUAAAUAGCCACAGAAUGAAGCUUUUAAACCUGUACAUCAGAAAACGCAAGCAAGAAGAUGAUAAAUAGCAUUUGACCCUGAUUAGGAUUUUAAACUAUUGAGUGAGUGACUUUUAACACAACUGUAGAAACCAUUAGCCAACAACUCCGUGACUGUCUGGUGUAGUGCACAGCGUGUGGGACUACGAGCCUGAUGCCCAGGUUCCAACCCCAGAAUGUUCUGCAAGUGAUGCCCCAGUGUGAAUGCCCCAAAAUUUAAAAAUGACAUUUUUUGCAUUUAUUUAAAAGAGAGUUCAACUGGACAUCUUCACCUCAUUUUUCUACGCCAAAGGUUUCUUCCGUGUUACUUGCAGACUAUUUCUCAUGUGAUUAGCUGAAGUUGAUCUGAUUUUAAAAAAUUUAAUAUUUUACUGACUUAAAAUAAUAGUAUGGAUGGUGUUAAAAGAAUUAGGGCGCUUGGUGGCUGUUACCACAACUUAGGUUUAGGGCUCAAGUAAUUGACACGUAACAUAUUUAUGGCCCUGAUGUUAUAGAUUUAGGGCUUGAAUAGUGUUGUAACUAUAUAGAUUGAGGUCUUGAUGGUAUUUAUAGACGGUAGAUUUAGGGCUCUAAAUGAUAUUGAUUUAAAGCCCUGAGUAGUAAUGGCACAAGUUGUCACUGGUAUGGUUAAGAUAGAUGGCUCCAUUCCCACCCACUGUUUGAGAUCUUGUCUUAGAAUGAUCAUUAAUUCUGUAGAUUCCAACUUUUUUAGCCACUGAUGUUUAUCUAAAUCGACUAAUGUUUACCUUGAACAAAUUGUAUCCGAUGUUCUUCUGACGUUUAACUUGGUAAUAAAAUUGUUCGUGUUGUAAUAGUGUGUGCUACCUGAAUCAUGAACUCUAAUCACUGCAUACGUGCUUUUUUUUUUAACCUGGAUGAACAGCUUGUGUCUCAGCAUAGGUGUAUCUAUAAAAAUAAAAAAUGAUGUGCUUUGUAAGUUUUUCAAGUGUACUUAUAACUUGAAUUUUUUUUUUUUAAAUACAUUUUUUAAAAUGUUAGCUGAAGAAAAAUUUUGUUCUAGUCUUGAGUUUAGUUAGUGAUGUAGUGCAGCCUGACAUGGUUUAACUCCAUGCUUGGGUGGCUCUGUGUAGGGGCAUUAUGUUUCUAUUGUAGCAUGUGCCCACUUGAUGUAUGUAAACACCCCUCAGCCCAAUCACCACUGUACGAAGCCUCCACCCAGUCUAUGUUAUGAGAGAAUGUUGUUUUUAAUUUAUGCUAGCUGCCAGUGCCUAAUGUUUAUACACUGUGUUUGUAGGCAAUAUUUAUUUCCUCAUCCUUUUAUAUAAUAAUGUAAAUUUUUAGCAAUGUACAAAAUCUUUAUCAUUUCGUGGUGUUGACGGAGUUGUAUUUUUUUUUUACACUUUCUAUCAAAGGUAAAUGAAAUAAAUCAGAUGUCUUAUGGUUUAUAAAUAUGAAUACUUGAGUUUUUCAUUAAUUGGAGAGGAGUUGUCUCUUUCUCUCUCUGCAAGCAGUAGAGUGAUCUACCCUAUUUUAUUGAGUUAUCGACCUUUCAUGCCCUACCACAAGAUGCUGCACCCAGCAGUUUCUAAACUUUUUGUCAUCCCUUUCAUAAAAAAAUAAAAAUUUGGCCCCUACAGAUUCUUAACCCUAUGCUUUUUUUUACCCACAUAUAACCUUAACCCUUUACUGAUCUUUACUUGGGCUAACAAUUUCAAAACUAUGAAAAUAGUAUGUUUUUUUAAAUGAUUUACCUACUGAUAUAUGUAUAUUUUUAUUUAUGAAUUGUACAUUUUUGUGGAACUUGAUUGCCUCCCCUAGAUCUAGUCCGCGCCUCUUUGUUUGGAAACCGCUGUCUUAAAAGGGGAAGUAAUACAGAAAUUAAGGAUUUUUUUUAUACCUCGGAGUGUGCUCCCUUGAAUAAAAUAUUUUUUUUAAAAACAAUUAGGACUAUAAUAAUUAGUAUAAUAUGUACACUUAUAAUUUAUAUUAAGACUAUAUUGGCAUUGACAUUUUAUAAUAGUAACAAGCGACACCUUACACCUGCUUAGUAGUAUACUUGGUGCUAGAACAUUCUAUUUAGAUAACUCACCUACAAGACUAGAGUGAGGUAUAGAGGAGCCGGUUGUGUGUGUUGCUGCUCUACAAUAAUUGCUUUAGCUGGCAAGUGGUUGCUGUUUAUCUGGUCGCUGUGAAUUUCAGUUUGUUGAUUCAUGGCGCCAUUAAAAUAUUUCUUUCUCUUCAAAACUCCAUAGCUUUCUAAAUCUGCCUCAUGUGUUUCUGGCUGACUGUUGUACAAACUGUUUCAUGUAAGUGAUAGCUGCAUUGAUGGUUAGCUCCACCCACUGGGGGAGAGAACUCCACCCACUGGGGGGAGGUAACUCCAACCAAAGGGAGAGAAUCAAGCCAUUGAUGAUGCCUGGUAUUUGAUCUGUGUAUAAACUAAACUGGACACCAUGAUCACACGACUUGUCAUAUCAUUUUUAUCCCUCUAUUUGCAUGAACAUUAUUGUAAAUAAUAAAAUAACAAGUAACUUAUAAAAAUAA